Rotaria sp. Silwood1 is the source of this 984-nucleotide messenger RNA. The record is from the annotation of a GenBank genome assembly. Lineage: Eukaryota; Metazoa; Rotifera; Eurotatoria; Philodinida; Philodinidae.
AUGAUUAUUGGAAAUAAGCCAUUAAAACUUGUAUCAUCUGAUGAAGAUUCUCAACAUGAAUAUAAACUUGGUCAAGUUAGUGGUCUGGCUGCAUCUGUUAAAAAUCCAAAUCGAUUAUUUGUUUUCCAUCGAGCAUCAAGAGAAUGGAAUAGAGAAUCAUUUCCUGAUGGUGUGAACUUUGAUAAGAAUAAAUUUGGUGUUAUACCCGAGAAUACAAUUCUUACAGUCAAUACUCGUACUGGUCAAAUAAUUGAUCAAUGGGGAAACAAUACAUUUUAUAUGCCUCAUGGUCUUUAUGUUGAUGCUGAAGAAAAUAUUUGGUUAACCGAUGUUGGAAUGCAUCAGGUAUUUAAAUAUUCGAAAGGUGAACGUCUAUUAACAUUAGGUGAAUCAUUUGUUGCUGGUGAUGAUUCAUCACAUUUUUGUAAACCAACUGAUGUUGUUACAUCAAAUGAUGGUUCACAUAUAUAUGUUGCUGAUGGAUAUUGUAAUGAUCGUAUUGUUAAAUUUGAUUCAAAAGGAAAUUUUGUAAAAGAAUAUUCAAUGCCUGAAAGAGAAAAAUCACUUAAUAUUCCACAUAGUAUUGUUAUUAUUGAAACACUUGAUCUUAUUUGUGUUGCUGAUAGAGAAAAUGGACGAAUUGUUUGUUUUGAUGAUGGAAAUGAUGAUGAUGAAACAAAUGAAUAUAAUCAAGGUCAAGUUAAAGCUAUUAUUGAUCAUCCAUUAAUGAGAACUGUUUAUGCUAUACAUUAUGAUUCAAAUAAACAUCGUCUUUAUGCAGUUAGUGGUAAAAAUGAAAAAAAUCGAGCAUUAGGUUUUACAUAUAGUGUUCAUCCAGAAUCUUUUGGUCAAUUGAUUGCUACUUGGGAACCAAAUGAUAAAUUCGGCGAACCACAUGAUUUGACAUUAAGUGUAAAUGGUCGUUCAUUAUUCGUUGGUGAAAUUCAUCCGAAUCGUAUUGAUUCGUUUGAUGUUCUCAAUUAA